This is a messenger RNA of Spirodela intermedia, 5517 nucleotides long. Lineage: Eukaryota; Viridiplantae; Streptophyta; Magnoliopsida; Alismatales; Araceae. The record is from the annotation of a GenBank genome assembly.
AUGGCGAUGUCAGCUCUGAGAAGGGAGGGGAGGCGGAUCCUCAUUUCGCCUUUCGCGCGUCCCGCCCCCGCCCCUAGUGUGGCAGCUCGUUCCGGGAUCUUCUGCGAGUAAGCCCCAGCCCUCGUGUUUUCGAGCUGACCGAUCGCUCUUUGCUGGAUCACGUGGCUACGUCCUUCUAUGGAAAUGAAGUUAAUCUAUUCCUGGUUUUCGAGAAUGUGAUAGAUGUUGGGAUGGGUAUUUUUUGGGUGCUGAUUGGCUCGAGUUGUUGAGUCUUUCAUGCAUUCUACGCCAUUUUCUAGAGCGCGAUGUUUCGUCUUACUUUUGUAUUUUAAUUUUUAUUUUCCUCAUCCUUUCCCCUUCGUCGGUGUCUGAAUCAUCAAAAAAAUUGUACCUGACGUGGGUCAACCUUGCGGGAAUCUUACCUGCUAAGAAGUUUCUAAUUGAUUUCUUCCCUCUGCAGGGAUGUGAAUCCAGACGGCACACGAUCAAUUUCUACUCAAAUAGGUAAAGUAAAUUUACCCAUGUCGCCUACUGAACUCGAGUGCACUACCUUUUAUAGUUCUUCUCUUGAGGAAGGAAUCUUCUUUAAAAUAAAGAAAAUUUCGCCCCUUCAUGUAACAGAAACUGGGGGUGUUGACGCUUGCAAAUUGAACUGAUUCUUUGUUUGCAGUUAGGAACAGAAUGAAGAGUGUCAAAAAUAUUCAAAAGAUCACAAAGGCUAUGAAGAUGGUUGCAGCCUCAAAGCUGAGGGCUGUUCAAGUGAGGACUGAAAAUUCACGUGGCCUGUGGCAACCAUUUUCUGCACUUCUCGGGGAUGUUCCAAGUACGGCUUUCAUUUCUGAACUUCCUUUAAUAUGGGUUUGCUCAACGGUUUAUUAUAACUUUUACGCUGGGUGUGAAUGUCAACAGUAGGGGUCACAGAAUUUGUUAUGUUUCCACCUGGCGUUCGUAGGUACAUUAGCAAAGAAUUUUUUCUUGAUCGCUUCACUAAGGUAGUAUAGGAACACAUUCGCACGUGUUUGUAUGGACUUACCAAUGCCACAUCGCCAUAAUGAACCAUAGUCUAUGGUUCUAUGUCGUUAAAUUCAAUAUGAGCUCAUGUGAGAUGUUAUGGUGAGCACUAGGCUCUAAGCUUUCAUGAUUCAAAACACUUGAAGGUAAUCUUUGAAACAGCCUGCUCAUUGAUACACCGAACAGAUCCCUAAAUCAGAUGACGAAGUCUAUUGUAGAAUUGUGAAGGAAUGAACCAAGUUUGUGUAGAAAAGGAGCGUCGGGGGAUUCUAUAGCUCUUAGUUGAGUAGUUUAUGGGGGAGUACUCGGCCAGUGUGCCUUUUGUAGCAAAAGAUUUUGGCGAACGGACUUACCUCGAAAUUAUUGUACUGAUCUCUCUCAAGAUAAGAGAGAAAAAAAACGAAAUAAAUGAAAAGAAUCCACAAUCCCAUAUUUUAAGGACUCUAGUAGUUAUUUAUAAAGAGUUUCCCAGUCACUUCGGUGAGAUUUUAAGGUAUUUGAUGCCCUUUUUAGUUCCACUUAUCUGAAUUCCUACCUUGAUCGGCACAAUGAUAUAUGCUGAUUUUUUUCACAUUUAACUAACUUUUGACCGCCAAUUCCUUUCUCUGAUCCUUAGAUUUAAGUAGCUUCUGUGCUGGGCAGGCCAUUCUCUCUCCUUUCAAACUCUUCAGAACAUUUGGCUCUUUCUUAUGUACAUUCAAUUAUUUGUAUUUGUAUUCACCUUUGUGACUUUUGUCCACCCUCGUAGGCUUUAACAUGUGUGGGAAUGACGACAGAGUUGUGAAUUAAAUGGAAGGGAUAAUGUGUACCAGAUAUAGCAACUGUGAUUACGCUUGUAUCAGCUUAUUUAACUAUUCUGGUAGUGUUCUGGGUGGCAUUCCUUUCUAUGGUGUAUAAUUUUACAGAAAAGCUAGAAUAUGUUUUUCCUGUUUUACUUGUGUUUAUGAGUUUAUCUCCCUUGAAAGCGUCCCUUAUGCGAAUAUGAUUAUAUUGGUUUCUUAGAACCCUUUCACUUUUCUGCAUAGUACUGGGAUGUUAAUGAGCGUCUCUUUGUUAAUCUUAUUUAAUAAUUCUACGCCUUUUUAAAAAUUCGAGUGUCACGAUUUAAGCAGUCUAAAUGCUUUAAUAUUAUCGUCACUUACUCCCACACUUAUUUUUGGUGGCCAUUGUGUAUUAUCUUGAAUGUUGGCCGUGUUUUAGAUGUCCCUAAGGACACAUUUUGGUGAAGUGAUGCUGGUGGCAGAAUGCUUUGAACAGGGAAUGGAAUAAUGUGAAGUGGUUGCGAUUUUUUGUGUGAACAUUUCAUGUUUUGUGAGUAAAUAAAAUUGGCAUUGUUCCAUUUGCGUUUGUGUCCCGUAUUGUGACCGUCUGGUUUAUGAGUAGUUUCCCCCUGAAAAUUAUCUUUUUGUUUUCUUGGGAGGUCUUAGCUAUAUGCUGUUGCUAAGCUCAAGACUCUCCCCAGUAUGGGAAACGUGUACCUUCGCUUAUGAGAGCGGCACACUUUCGUCCUUUCCCCCCUUUUUCUCCUGAUCCUUUAUAAACCACCACUGUUUUUCCUCGAUUUCCGUUUUCGCUGCUGUAGCAGUUCCUAUAAUCUAAUAUUGUAUGGUGACCACUAGACACUAUUGGAAGAAGGAAACCUAGAUUCUCUGUGUAGGGUUGCUUCUUGAGAAAUUUUCUAGGAUUACAAAGAUACAAGCUCGUAGAUUUCUCUGCUACUCGAUUUGUCUCAAUCGAAUUGGUAUUCCCCUGGUGGUCGUUCAUCAAUACUUCAUUGGAUAUCAGAUAGUACCUACCUUGCCAGGAUUGAGUUCUCAGUCGGCUGUAUUUUACACACUAAAUUACGUAUCUUGAAAAGAUGUAAUUAAUCCAUCUUGCGUUUUUCGCAAUUUUAAUGCCUGAUUCUGCAUUUUUCUUUGUUGCCUAAAGAAAAAGGGGUUUUUGAAAGUCUUAUGUCAGUUUAAUGAUGAAAUAAAAUUGCUUUAGGAAGUGCAGCGAUGUGUUAACUUGCCUGGGUCUCCAUUAUGGAUGUCUAACUCUAUUUCGUUAUCAAUACAUCAGGCAUUGAUGUGAAGAAGAAUGUUAUCAUCACUAUCUCAUCUGAUAAAGGCCUCUGUGGUGGAAUCAACUCUACAUCUGUCAAAGUCAGCAAGGCUCUUUACAAAUUGACAUCUGGUAGCUUCUCAAACCACCUGUCCUGGGGUUUUAUUACUCUUGAGUUGAGGCAAUUAUUAAGUUGUUACCAUUUUGUCGUAGGACCGGAGAAAGAGACAAAAUAUGUCAUUUUGGGAGAAAAGGGGAAGGUUCAGCUGGUUCGUGACUCGAGGAAGAAUAUUGAGCUGUCCAUAACUGAGAUACAGAAAAAUCCGCUCAAUUAUACACAGGUGAUGUUUAUAUGGUUGUGUUGGCUCUUGGCUCAUCUGUACUUGAACUUAUCCUCUUUUUUCUAUUUCUUUUUGUUGAAAUUAUUCAUUCAUUUUGAAUCGCCAAUUAUAUUUACGAUUGUAUUCUGAAAUCUAUUUUCUCCCUCUCCCUCCAAAUUAUCGCCGAUUUAGAGGGCUAGUAGUGCUUUCUACUAACUACUCUUUAUGUCUGCAGACAUAAGACAUUUCUUGCUGAUGUGACAACGAGUCCAUUUCUUCCUCUCUAUAUGUUCAUAUUCUACAUUUUCGGUGGCUGCCCUGCAAAACACAUUCUCUUUAUAUUUGGCACGAGUUUCUGAACUCUUGUUGAAGUCUCUGUUUACUCAAGUUGUAUGAAGGAAGGCUUGGUUUAGUAGGAAACUUGUUCUUCUGUAUUGGAAUGGUCUAAAAACAUUUUGUUGCUUUCUAUUGAAUGAACUGGCAAGAAAAUUUGCUCAUAUGCUUCACCUCCGCGACCUUUUUUUUUUUUUUUGCUCUCAGUCUUCUUGAAUAGAAAUAUGGCGAAUCAUUUGUCCUAGCUGCAAACAGAUUAAGGAUAGUGAAUGCUUUUUCAUCAGCCCAUUUCAUUGCCAUUUCAGGUGUCCGUCCUCGCAGAUGAUAUACUGAAGAACGUCGAGUACGAUGCAUUAAGGAUCGUGUUCAACAGGUUCCAUUCUGUUGUCCAAUUCAUGCCCACAAUCUCGACUAUCUUAUCUCCUGAGGUAUUUUAUUUCUUUACUGGGCAGCAUUUAUUUCCGUAUUUCUCAAAAUAAUUGUUUUUCGUUGGAUAUUAUCUCAAUUCCGGUUAUACUCAGGUUGUGGAAAAAGAGUCCGAGGCCGGGGGCAAGGUGGGCGAUUUAGACUCUUACGAGAUUGAGGGAGGGGAAACGAAGGGAGAAAUUCUUCAGAAUCUCGCGGAGUUCCAGUUCUCCUGUGUACGUUUUUCUUUCAUAUCAGUUUCAAACAUGCCUUUACGUUUGUUUUCCCAUUGAAGGUAGCUCUAAUUUCAGGUCUUACAAGUAUUUCUGUGCUUCAGUUCUUGCAGUAGAUGGAAAACUGCUGCUUCAGUUUCUAAGAUAGACUGAUUGACUUAUUUUUUGUUAUUCAUGGCGGUCAAUCUAAUAGCAAUAUCAUGAAGUAACUGUGGGUGUCUAGUCUAAAUUUAGUAGUCAGAUUCGGAUAGAAUAUGUCCAGAUUCAAAACUUUUCCCACUCGCCACAAAUGCAUUUAUUUUCCGUAUGGAUUUAUAUUUUCUGGCCGGGUGAAUCUGUGAUGUGAUGGGUUUCGCACGAGCAUACCGAUUGAGAAAUGAAAUAUCUCUCCGAAUCCAGUGUACGUAUGUAUGUGAAACCCAUCUGGCAUAAUCUGAAAAGAGUCAACUCUCGUCGCUGAUUCUUCAAAUUUACGUACCAUUUUAUGAUUAUCUUGAACAUAAAAUGGGUUGCUUUCCACCAAGCGUUUGGAUCAGAAUCUGUAUGGACUUGUAUUUGGAAGGGGGAUGGGUAUGAUCUAGAGAUCCGAGAUCUCUGAAGCCGCCAAUCUGGUGAACUCGUUGCCGAUUCUUCAGACUUUACUAGUAAAGCCAUUGUCGUCAUCAUCUUGAAUCGGACAUGGAUUGGGAUAUUUAUUAGGUAUGGUCUGAUUCAGAGCACACGAACCUAAGAAACGUCCCUCUUGAGCGAGUCUAAUCUUUGUGCACGAAACCCGUGUUGAAAGAAGCUUCGAAACUGUGAUCUUCGUCGUCAAUCCUUGAAAUCUAACAUUGUACAAUCAUAUCAUGUCAUGCGUUCAGGUUCUGUUCAAUGCUGUUCUUGAGAACGCCUGCAGUGAGCUCGGAGCGAGGAUGUCUGCCAUGGACAGCUCCAGCAGGAAUGCUGGAGAGAUGCUCGACCGCCUCACCCUCACCUACAACAGGUCUCUCCCUCCCCCUCCCCCUCCCCCCAUCAACAACAUUUUCAACAUUCCUUUUAGAUGGUUAGUUAUUUGCCUUGCUGCUCGUGAUUUAUUUAUUUAAUUAAUUAAUUAUUUUUGCAGAACCCGCCAAGCUUCGAUCACCACGGAGCUCAUCGAGAUUAUCUCCGGGGCAUCAGCACUCACGGGCUAG